This is a messenger RNA of Dalotia coriaria, 3240 nucleotides long. RefSeq names its product tyrosine 3-monooxygenase/tryptophan 5-monooxygenase activation protein epsilon (gene 14-3-3epsilon). The record is from RefSeq and is a predicted model, not a curated record. Gene Ontology annotation, cellular component: cytoplasm. Gene Ontology annotation, biological process: intracellular protein localization; signal transduction; regulation of mitotic cell cycle. Lineage: Eukaryota; Metazoa; Arthropoda; Insecta; Coleoptera; Staphylinidae. Gene Ontology annotation, molecular function: phosphoserine residue binding. Bases 530 to 1300 code for a protein of 256 amino acids. The transcript is spliced from 6 exons.
GCGCGUGAAGCACCGCGAUCGCAUCCGGGCGUGCAGAGCGCUUGCGCGCUGCUAAUUCACAUCCCGAACGUCCUCGACAUCAACACGUCGAUAGAACCGGAACUUCGGGGUGAUUUAUGGCUGACCGCGUUCGAAACGUGCUAAAGUGGAAACAGGCAUCGUUUUUCGCCCAUCAAAACUUGAUCUUUCGCAAUUCAAGCAGAAAUUUAUCUGUUUACGCGGCGAUUGUAGACUAGAAGUGAUCUAGAGUGCAGCGGGAGUGGGAGACAGGUAACACGCACCGCAACGCCGAAAGCGCCGAAAGGGAGCGCCGGAGCGACCAGAACGCCCGAGAACGCCGCAAACGCGCACACCGCGACACACUCACACGCUCGCGCACGCGACAUUCCCCGUUCUUUCGGUGCUGCCGAAAAAUCAUCAUCAUCAUCUCAGCGAGACGCGCGUGCUGCACCAACCUCGCCACCAGCUCGUGCCAGAGUCGUCGUCGUCGUCGCCGCGAGUGCAGACCGUGCAGACCUAACACCACACGAUGUCGGAACGCGAGGACAACGUCUACAAGGCCAAGCUUGCCGAGCAGGCCGAACGCUACGAUGAAAUGGUUGAAGCUAUGAAGAAGGUGGCGAAACUGGAUGUGGAGCUGACCGUCGAGGAGCGCAAUCUGCUCUCGGUGGCGUACAAGAAUGUGAUCGGCGCGCGGAGGGCGUCGUGGCGUAUUAUCUCCUCCAUCGAGCAGAAGGAGGAGUCAAAGGGCGCCGACGACAAACUGGAAAUGAUCCGCACCUACCGCAGCCAGGUUGAGAAGGAACUGCGUGACAUCUGCAGCGAUAUUCUGGACGUUCUGGACAAACAUCUUAUUCCUGCCGCUUCCACCGGUGAAUCUAAGGUAUUCUAUUACAAGAUGAAGGGUGAUUACCACCGUUAUCUGGCAGAAUUCGCGACCGGUAACGACAGGAAGGAGGCUGCAGAGCACUCGCUGGUGGCGUACAAGGCCGCUAGUGAUAUCGCGAUGACAGAGCUGCCGCCGACGCACCCCAUCCGACUGGGGCUGGCGCUGAACUUCUCCGUAUUCUACUACGAGAUCCUCAACAGUCCGGACCGCGCGUGCCGGCUGGCGAAGGCCGCCUUCGACGACGCCAUUGCCGAGCUGGACACGCUUUCCGAAGAGAGCUACAAGGACAGCACGCUCAUCAUGCAACUCCUGCGGGAUAACCUCACUCUGUGGACGAGCGACAUGCAGGGUGAUGGUGAAGCCGAAGCUAAAGAGCAACUUCAGGACGUGGAGGAUCAGGACGUGUCGUAACUUGUGCUAAACGAAUAACAGUACACAAAAAUUCUUUAAAACCAAGAAAAAACACAAAAACAACAAAAAAAGAUUAAUCCCAUCUCAAAAUUUUACAUUCGAAGCCGGAAAAGAUGCAGACAAGCGAAUUGCGCACGCGCCGACACACGGAAUCAUUGCGAGCAAGCACAAAACACACAAUUUAACAAAACAAAAGAUGAAGAAGAGAAGAAAAAACACACUUGUAUUUAAUAAUCUGUAAUAAUAAUCGAUAAGGGAAACUAGAGGAGAGGGCCACACACUCAUACACACACACAUACUAAAUCCAUACUUAACAUUAUUUAACCACAUGUCUCGAAAUACAUGACGACCAAAAGACACGAUGAUACCUUGCGCUCUGGCAGUUGUUUGGAAACUAAUUGUGGUGUUGCGUCCUCUCUUCGCGCAGUCUCCUCGAACCUCAUCGACUUGUCUGUCUUCUCUCCACGCCCACCACCGACCCCCCGCCCCCCCCCUCAACAUAAUUGAAAAUAAUUCAUAAGGAAGAUAUGAACAUGAACCUUUUUUAAAAUUAGCAUUACAAUAUUGCGAAAGGAGAAAAGAGUAUUUAAGUUAAGGGAACGAUUGUAAAUGACCGAUUGUCGACUGUUGUGUUGUGUCGCUCUCCAUAAUUCCGCAUGAUACAUUUUUCAACAUUGAGUGUUGUUGUUGUUGUAUCCGCAAAACACACACACACACAAUCAUUACAUUUUGCAAGGAGCAGAUCAAGCUGAAACAAUUCAACUAACAAUAGUACAUUGCAUACCUUUUAAGUAAGCAUAUACAUUAUAUAUAAUUAUAAUUAAUGAUACGGUGUCGAAGUGAAGCUGCAACCUGCGAGUGCGACUACAAUUAUUGUAAAACCAAAACACAAGCGCAUGAUCGAUAUAUACGCCUAUAUAUUGAUGAUGAUGAUAAUAAUAAUUACAGACAAUCGGUUUUUGUUAGGGUGUGAGGAUGUGUGUGCGGACGCGGCGAACUAAUAUCCAUUCAGAUUCGAAGCAUUCAUUUUUAUUUUUUUAUAUAUUUUUGUAAAUUUUUAUCAUUUCUAUUCUAUGUUUGUUUUCUUUAUUAUUAUUUUUCUAUUGUCGCUAUAUUAUUUUAUGAUUAAGGGUUGAGCCGGACGGCCAGAAGGGAUAUCAUUCCGUUUUUGAUUCGCGUAUAAAGUGCAUGUUACUCGUAUUACUAAUUAUUUAGUGUCAUAUUAUUAGUAUUGUAUAUUUAUGUACUUAUGUGUUUUCGAGUGCGCCUAGUAGCCGACGACGAUGAUUGUAAUUCGUAGCAAAUCGUAAGCAAUAUCCGCAAAGAGCGACCAAAAGCAAACUGAAAACUUCGAUUUUUUUGCGCCACCAACAAAAUAAACACAACAAAGAGUUCACUCUUUAACUUGAAACACUAAAUAAUAUGAGACGAGCGUCUGCAUUUUGCAUCAUCUGUGCAUUUAACGCAUGCAUUUAUAUUAUAAAUUAAACAUUUAACAAUUAGGGACGCGUAUCGUAUUGUUAUUAUUCUACUAAGUACAUAAUGUGCAACAACCAGCGUUUGCUAUGAUUUUCGGGGCUAACACUUACUACCAACUGGAAGCAACACAUCAUGCGAGCAACUAAAGUAAACUAAUGGAAAACGAGUGCUGAUUGUAUUCAAAAAUAUGAUGAAGAAAACAGACUUCACUGAAAACUAAACAUGAAAAAAAAAACAACACAUGGAUGAAACAAACAUUGAGAGUUUUUCAUUGAUUUUCACAUUUUGAUUGUGUGUAUGGAUGUACUAAGCUGUAUAGAUGGAAUAUACGAACAACAAUUGCUGUAAUUAUUAUAAAAGUAUUAAAAAAUCUGUAAAAAACAUGCGUUUUUUAAUAAUAUAUUUAAAAAGCGGAAGGUUUUCUUUGAACGCAUUGUAUAAUACACUAAUUUCUGUGUAAA